Molecule: messenger RNA, 393 nt
Organism: Macrosiphum euphorbiae (potato aphid)
Lineage: Eukaryota; Metazoa; Arthropoda; Insecta; Hemiptera; Aphididae
Source: the annotation of a GenBank genome assembly
AUGGUCAGCUUCCGGCCGUCCGUCGAACCCAUGCCGAUGGACGCCAGUGACCGGACGGACACGGCGUCCGACCACGACCGGAGCGGCGACGCGUCCCGGUGCUGGUUGUGUGCCGACGCGCACAUCGUCGGGUUGUGGUUCGCCGAGCCGAUGGCCAUCGCGGCCGCGGAAGGCGAGCCCGGCACGCCGAGCGACCGCAGGCUGGGCGACAGCGCCCCGGCCGACAUGGGCGACAACGUCUGCGGCUGGCCACGGCACGAACCGCUCCGCGACACCGGAUGCCGGCGGCCCCUUCCCACGGCACCACCACCACCCGCACAUCCACCGUCGCUGCUGUCACUUCCGCUGCUGCAGACCGCCGUCGUCACGUACUUCCGCCGCGGCUCUUGUUGA